CACAAACACAAAGCUGCGAAUCAUUUACGACUUUUUGUUCUUUAAAGUUGAAUUCAUUCAACACACUUUUCUUUCUUUCUUUCUUUACACUCUUAUUAUGGGUUUUCUCACCCCAUAUUCCUUCUUUUCUUUCUCUCCCUCUCUUUUCAUUUCAAUUCUAUCCAAUUUCUCUUCCAUUUUCUUUCUCUUACCAAACCCAACUCAUUAACAAACAAAACAAAUUCAUUUCCAUUUUCCAUUUCCAUGGGCUAUCUUUUUUGCAAUGCAGAAUCUGCAAUAGCUACUUGUGAUCCUCACUAUUGGGAUCUCAAAAAAAGAAACAAAUCAAUAACAAACCGUACACACUCCAUCAAAGAGUUUAAUUACACCGACCUCGUCGCCGCUACUAACGGUUUCUCUGCUGAAAGCUACCUUGGUAAAGGUAGCCACGGCAGAGUAUACCGUGCUACUUUAAACGGAGGCGAUCUAAUCGUCGCCGUUAAAACAACAAAGUUAACUACAAAAGCACUUCAUAAUCACAGCAACAAUAACUGCACCGGUUGCGGUAACUGUACAAGUCCAGCUGAAAACGAGAUCGAGAUUCUCUCACAAGUUCCAAAUCAUCGUCUCGUGAAUCUCAUCGGUUACUGCACCGAUCUUAACGGCAAUAAAUUAAUUGUCGUUGAAUAUAUGCCAAACGGUUCACUUCACGAUCUAUUACAUUCUACAAAUAAACCGCCCGGUUGGACCAAACGCUUCCGGUUCGCAUUACAAGUUGCGAAAGCGGUUCGAACGUUACACGGUUCAAAUCCACCGGUGAUUCAUCGUGAUAUUAAAUCUUCCAAUGUUUUAAUCGAUCGAGAUUGGAAAGCGAGACUCGGUGAUUUCGGUCUUGCUCUUAGAGGACACGUGGAGGAUGUUCGUGUUAAGUGUACACCACCGGCGGGGACGUUAGGGUAUCUUGAUCCAUGCUAUCUUGCGCCGGAGGAUCUUAGUGCGAAAAGUGAUGUGUUCAGUUUCGGGAUCUUGUUGUUGGAGAUAAUCAGUGGAAGAAAUGCUAUUGAUGUUAAUUAUAGUCCUCCGUCGGUUGUUGAUUGGGCGGUGCCGUUGAUUAGGCGAGGUGAUUUCGUCGGGAUCUGUGAUCGGAGAAUUGGAACGCCGUCGGAUAUGGCGGUGAUGAGGCAGAUUGCUGUGAUUGCAGCGAGAUGUGUUAGAUCGACGGCGGAGAAACGGCCGGGGAUGGUGGAGGUUGUGGAGUGUCUUAAAUUGGCGAGGAAGAGGAUUCAUUCGUCGCCGAUUUGGAGUAGUUUGAGACGGCGCGUGACGCGUGUGGAAAGCGCGCAACCGUUGAUGAGUUGGGAAGAAGCUUAUGAUCAUGAUUAUGAUUAUAAUUAUGAUUAUCAUCAUCAUUAUAAUUAUGAUUGGGAUGAUAAUAAGAGUGAGGAAGUUGUGAAGAUUGUAAAGAGUGGAAGCAGUAGAAGAAAGAGUAAAGUAUCAAGUGUAGCGAGUGUAGAGUAUGAGAGUAAACCCUCCAAAAAAGGAACGAGAUCUAAGCCGUCGAAAAGAAUAACAAGAUCUAAGACCGUUGGUUCUUCUUCUAUUUGUGUUGGUAGUUGUAGUAGAAAGAGUGGGAUUCAAAUGGUUUCAGAGAAAACGGGUGUAAUGAAGUUAAAAAAGUCAAAGUCAACGGGAGUCUUGCAAGGUCCUCUACUUUUGCAUCAGAAGAAGAAUGAUGUAAUUCAUUCCGCUGAGUCUGAGACGAUAGCGUUAGCGAUAUCGAAGUUGGUUAUUCUAGAUAAUAAGAAGUUCGAAAAAAAGAUGCUCGAAAAACCGUUGGUUAACUCGUAUGGUUGGGAGUCUGAAUAAUACUAUUAACUCUCAACCAUACGAGUUAACAUGAGAUAACUGAAAGGUUAAUUUUCUCGGUUAAACCGUUGGGAAUAGUCAACUCCCUGCAAAAGAGGGAGCUAGAUUUUUGCGAGUUUCUCUGCAAUGUUUGGCAGUGAUUUAAAGGAUAAUAUGAUGAUUUUGUUGUUUACAAUAUUGAUCACAAUUUCUUGGACAAAAAUGGAAAGCAUUUGUUGUUUAUUGUAAUAAAAUUAUUUUAGAAAUUUU
Molecule: messenger RNA, 2094 nt
Organism: Trifolium pratense (red clover)
Lineage: Eukaryota; Viridiplantae; Streptophyta; Magnoliopsida; Fabales; Fabaceae
Product: serine/threonine-protein kinase-like protein At1g28390
Exons: 1
Coding region: 244-1845 (533 amino acids)
Biological process (GO): protein phosphorylation
Cellular component (GO): plasma membrane
Molecular function (GO): ATP binding; protein kinase activity
Source: RefSeq, a predicted model, not a curated record